Perognathus longimembris pacificus (Pacific pocket mouse) is the source of this 1636-nucleotide messenger RNA. It is a transcript of the gene Fam187a, whose product is annotated as family with sequence similarity 187 member A. The record is from RefSeq and is a predicted model, not a curated record. Lineage: Eukaryota; Metazoa; Chordata; Mammalia; Rodentia; Heteromyidae. The transcript is spliced from 2 exons. Bases 118 to 1356 code for a protein of 412 amino acids.
GAAAGAGAACUGUGCCCUGGAAUUGCCAUACUACUCAGGGAAGGACUUUCCAGGAUAUGGCCACUGAAAUAUCCCAGGCCUUGAGAUCCAGUGCCCUGCGCCUCUCCUCCAACAGGCAUGAACCUGGCCCUUACCACCAUGUUCCUAUGGACCUGGAGCAGCCUCCAAGCCUUUGAAAUUGUGGAGAAGGAGAACAUUUUCCAGAGCACUCCUUGCCCUGCUUUUCUGAUGUUCGACAAUGCAGCCUACUUGGCUGACAUGAGCUUCGAGCUUCCCUGCCACUGCAAACCCGAGGAGGUCUUGACUGUGGUCUGGUACUACCAAAAGCAACUGGGUAGCAGUCACACCAAAGUGCUGACAGACUUUGAUGGGCGGUUGCUGACAGAGGAAACUCAUGUGCGAGUGGGCAGUGACAUGUUGGUCCGCUUCAGCAUCCGCAUGUUCAGUCUGCUGGUCUUCCGAGCCCAGCCUGAGGACUCAGGCCUGUAUUUCUGUGGCACCCGCGAGGGGGAUUACUUUUAUGCCUACGAUGUGGACAUCCAGAGCAAUGUUGGGAUGGUGGCCACCUUUAGGGAUGAAGGACAGGAGCCCUUUGCAGACAAUUACUAUAAUAACCUCCAUGUCUUCACUACCUUCUGGGAGUGGACCCCCUGUGACCGUUGCGGGGUACGUGGAGAGCAGUGGCGCACUGGCCUCUGCUACCUGAAGAGCCCUGACCUCUCCCCACGAUACCAAAAGAGAGCGCCCCACGUGGUAUCCUGUGGUUCACAAGCUGUGCCGAGGAAGGUAUACAACUUGGCCAAGAACCGCAUGCCUGAGCUGCAGGUUCAGAGCUGCCUGGUACCCUGUAAGAACCAGACCCAGCAGGGCUUGCUGGCCAUCUACAACUACGUGUCGAAAGUGGGCAGCAAGUCCUGGGUCCCCCAGGUCCCCAUCCAAUUCCACCAGCAGAGACUAGGUCAUGGGCUCAUCAUCUCCUGUCCUGGGGCCCGGCCAGAGCAUGCGGUGGCCUGGGACAAGGACCACCAGCAACUGUACCGCACACAGUACCUGAUAGGUGUCAACAGAUCCAUGCGGGUGUUCAUUGACCAUGGCAAUCAACUCCACAUUCGCUUCACCCGGCUAAGUGACCGCGGCAUCUACUAUUGCUGGCGGCAGGGGGAGCGGGUUGCUGGGUUCCGGCUGGGUGUGAAAUCCCGAAAGUACCACCCAGACACAAUGUCGGAUCCCGAGACUCGUUCUGCCGUGAUGCUCACCCUGCUUGCCUACCUGCUCAUCACAGUCGUCUUUGUCAUCGUUCAAUUCUGUCGUUGCUGCUGUUACUGUUGUGGCUGUUGUCCCAACUUCUCCCUCUAGGUUGUCUCUUUCCCCACCUCUGAAGACCAGCUGUGCUUCGAUGUAUUCUGUUAAAUGAUUACCAGAAGUUUCUGGUUUCUUGGGCUGGGACAUGUGGACAAAUACCUUAGUUACGGCAUGCCCCCUAGUUUCAUGGCAGGCCUGCAGUUUGAUCUGGGAAAUGGGGAAGGCCCUGGGGUGAAUGGAGGAUUGGGGACUGAGGUUAGGGGGAAAAGCCAGGACAGGUGUCAUCUCAUGUCACACUUGGGUCAGAGAGGGAGGAAGUGACUGGAAUCCCUUA